AUGUCUGCGGGAUCCGAUUUUAUCAAUUUACUUUGUAAGGAUGAUGUGGCCGCAAAGGCAAUGCUGAUGCAUUAUGGUGUGCUUCUAGCCAGAACAGAGGGUAUCUGGUGGUCUAGGAUGGCAGGAGAGAAGAUUGUCGAGGAAAUGGUUCAUGUAUUAGAGGGCUCCUGGCAAGGCUUCGCUGCUAUGAUCGCAUGGUGUCUUGAACAUAUGAAGGCAUAG
Molecule: messenger RNA, 222 nt
Organism: Plenodomus lingam JN3
Lineage: Eukaryota; Fungi; Ascomycota; Dothideomycetes; Pleosporales; Leptosphaeriaceae
Source: RefSeq, a predicted model, not a curated record